AGAAAUGUCUAGUAAAUGGCAUGUUUUUUAAGAAUUAUGCUUCAUUAUAGCCUUGACAGCACGGCGGGACGAAACGGCCGGGUAUUCUCGAUCAGGUCGUGUAUGUGACUGCGGGGAUUUUCCGGGGUACGGAUAUCGACGGCAGAAGUUCCGCCUUGACUCCUGCCGCCCGUCUGUCACUCUCCGAUCAACGAUCCGAUAUAUAGGCAGUUCUCCCUUCCUGCCAUACUAUUUAACGUUCCUGUUUCCUCGAUUGAUGAUUCUUUGAAAGUUGUACACUGAGAUAUUAAUUUCCCAUACGGGUUGGUAUUUGUUGUCCUUGAGACCUAACAGACGAAUCCCACGUCUGUUACAGCCCUCUUAGCUGCCAGUAUAUAGCUCUCCACUCAGCGAUCACAACCAUCAUGACUUCGCAAGUGGCAACCUGCCUGCGGUUUGCCAGGCAAUUCUCCACUGAUCCCAAAAAGCACCAACGCUUUCUCGCACGUGCUUUCUCGAGCACCGUUCGCCGCAAUGAAAUCAACAAGGUCUUCCCCUCCGCUGAAGUCGCAGUCAAGGAUAUGAAGUCCAACUCGACACUUUUGGCUGGUGGAUUUGGUCUCUCGGGUGUCCCAGACAGCUUGAUCAAUGCUGUGCGGGCAAACCCUUCAAUCACGGGUUUGACUGUUGCUAGCAACAAUGCCGGUGUUGAUGGAUCGGGACUGGGUCUCCUGCUGCAGUCUAAGCAGAUCAAGAAGAUGAUUGCUAGUUAUGUCGGCGAGAACAAGACCUUUGAGCGCAUGUACCUGACCGGCGAGAUUGAGCUCGAGUUGACUCCUCAGGGUACCCUGGCAGAGCGAUGCCGCUCCGGUGGUGCAGGUAUCCCGGCAUUCUACACCCCCGCUGCUUUUGGAACAGUGGUGCAGACGGGUGAGCUGCCUCUGAGACACAAUGAGGAUGGAACUGUCGCGGUGUAUGGCGAGCCCCGCGAUGUCAAGGUGUUUGACAACAAGAGCUACGUGAUGGAGGAGGCUAUCAAAGGUGACUACGCCUUUGUCAAGGCCUACAAGGCCGACAAGCUUGGUAACUGCCAGUUCCGCUAUGCGGCGGCCAACUUCAACGGCGCGAUGGGCCGUAACGCUAAGAUGACCAUCGUCGAGGCCGAGAACAUUGUCGAGGUCGGAGAGAUUGACCCUGCUGCCGUCCAUCUGCCUGGUAUCUACGUCAAGCGUGUUAUUCAAAGCACCGCGGAGAAGAAGAUUGAGAAGUACACCUUCGCCAAGGAGGAGGGCUCUGACGCCGCUGCCUUGGGUAAGGGUGACACCGCCAACAAGCGCGAGCGCAUCGUGCGUCGCGCAGCUAAGGAGUUCAAGAACGGCAUGUAUGCAAACUUGGGUAUUGGAAUGCCUAUGCUGGCUCCCAGCUUUGUGGACCCAUCGGUAGAAGUCCAGCUCCAGUCGGAGAACGGUAUUUUGGGACUGGGCCCUUACCCUAAGAAGGGACUGGAGGACCCCGAUCUCAUCAACGCAGGCAAGGAGACGGUUACCCUGCUGCCCGGUGCUUCUUGCUUUGGCAGUGAUGAGUCCUUUGGCAUGAUCCGAUCUGGUCGCAUUGACCUGACCAUCCUGGGAGCCAUGCAGGUGAGCGCCAGGGGUGAUUUGGCCAACUGGAUGCUUCCUGGUAAGAUCAAGGGCUUCGGUGGUGCCAUGGAUCUCGUCUCCAACCCGUCGGAGACCAAGGUGGUUGUGACAAUGGAGCACACAGACAAGAAGGGCAACCCCAAGAUUGUCAAGCAGUGCGAGUUCCCCUUGACCGGAAAGACCUGUGUGAGCCGCAUUAUCACCGACCUCUGCGUGUUCGAUGUCGACUUCACUAAUGGCCUGACCUUGGUCGAGGUUGCCGAGGGUGUCACUGUUGAUGAGGUGAGGGCUAAGACCGAGGCUCCUUUCAAGGUUGCAGACGACUUGAAGCCCAUGCUGUGAAGAGCUAUCAAUUGUUGAGCUUUGAUUUUGCAUUUUAGUGUUUUGUGAUGAGCGUACUUUUCUCUGAGUUUGUUUUCGGCUAUGUUGACUAUAUCACUGUUGCACACGACAUCUAUUAUAUAAGUAUAUGG
Aspergillus wentii DTO 134E9 is the source of this 2092-nucleotide messenger RNA. RefSeq names its product 3-oxoacid CoA-transferase. Lineage: Eukaryota; Fungi; Ascomycota; Eurotiomycetes; Eurotiales; Aspergillaceae. The record is from RefSeq and is a predicted model, not a curated record. The transcript has 3 exons. The coding region runs from base 405 to 1961 and encodes 518 amino acids. Gene Ontology annotation, biological process: ketone body catabolic process. Gene Ontology annotation, molecular function: succinyl-CoA:3-oxo-acid CoA-transferase activity.